AUGAACAUGGAGUUACCUUACGCGUACAACAAACACAAUAAUGUACAUGUCUUACAUGGAGACUCGUCUAGAUUAUUUGUUAUCAUUCGACACUCGGAAUCGAGGGUGCUCAUGAAAAUCCUAGCUCAAGCUUUGCUACUUGCCCUCCUAAUCAUGGUAUUAGUCGGUGUAUGUGGAGGAACCAAUGCUAGAGAAUAUGAUAAUAUUGUCUUACCAAGCAAAAAUAAUGUUAAGUUAAUCACAAAUAAUAUUAAUAAUAAUAAAAACGCCUUGGUUUUUCAAGAUCUUGCUAAUGAAGGAUUAUGGAAAUCAACUAAGGAUAAAUCCAUCAUUGUUAGUGACACCAAAGAACAAGUGAUCGAGGCAACGAAUAAGGUUGAAUUUACCCUUACAUUAUCACCUUCAGACACGAAAUACAAGUCCAUACACAAUGAUACAUUCGAUUUCUCCUACACCGAUUGCUUUGGAAGAGCAAUUGAAGGUUUCCUAGACCGAACCCUAAAGAUAGGUGGUGUCAUGGCUGUCCAACUUAGUCGAGAUCCAGCGAUGGCAUUCGAGGGGCCACCAAAUUACAAAAUUGUUUAUUUUAGGAAGUGUAAUAAUUCUACAUUUAUCGCGAUGAGGAAGGUGGCCUAUGCUAAUACAAUGUCAUCGAGAUCAGCCUCUCAAAGGAAGCUAUUACAAUUUUUUUCGGAGGAAAAGAAGGCAGUUCUAGGCAACCUCGAGGAUGUCCUCUUAGAGCCACCGCGAUCAGCCACAGGAAAGUCUAAGACAUACCUAAGGAAAACAAAAUUUCUUCCUGAUCUAUUGAAUGACUCUUUGGAGGGUUACUCUAGGAGAGUGUACAUUGAUGUAGGGGGUGGUCAUGGAUCAACGCGUUGGUUCGAGCAAAACUACCCUACUCGAAACAAGGACUUUGACAUGUAUAGGAUUGAGACUGUCCCUGAGACGGAGGUGGAAUCAGACGAUGCAUGGGAAGGGCCACCUACACAAAUGGGGAUCUCGGAUUGGUUGUGGAGGAAUGUUAAGGCCGAGGAGUACGUGGUGAUGAAGGCUGAUGCCGAGGUGGUGGAGGAGAUGCUAAAAAGUAAGGCUAUCGCGCUUGUGGAUGAGCUCUUCUUGGAGUGUAAGCCUAUUGGGAAAGGCGGUAGUAGCAAAAGGGCUUAUUGGGAAUGCUUGGCUUUGUAUGGAAGGUUAAGGGAUUUUGGUGUUGCUGUGCACCAAUGGUGGGGGUAA
Messenger RNA from Chenopodium quinoa (quinoa), 1236 nucleotides. RefSeq lists its product as uncharacterized. Bases 1 to 1236 code for a protein of 411 amino acids. NCBI's taxonomy places the organism in Eukaryota, Viridiplantae, Streptophyta, Magnoliopsida, Caryophyllales, Amaranthaceae. The record is from RefSeq and is a predicted model, not a curated record. The transcript has a single exon.